Molecule: messenger RNA, 1332 nt
Organism: Mycosarcoma maydis (corn smut)
Lineage: Eukaryota; Fungi; Basidiomycota; Ustilaginomycetes; Ustilaginales
Exons: 1
Coding region: 1-1332 (443 amino acids)
Biological process (GO): peptidyl-arginine methylation
Molecular function (GO): protein-arginine N-methyltransferase activity
Source: RefSeq, a predicted model, not a curated record
AUGCUUUCGCAUCAAGCUCAAAUGUUGCAAGAUACGGUGCGAACCACGGCGUAUCAACGUGCGAUCCUGAACAACGCGCGCGAUUUCCAAGACAAGGUGGUCAUGGACGUUGGAGCAGGCAACGGCAUCUUGAGCUUCUUUUCAGCUCAGGCGGGAGCCAAGAAGGUGUUUGCUGUGGAGGCGUCGAAUAUGGUCGAGUGUCUGCAGAAGGUGGUGGAUGCUUCCAAGACGCAGAGGCCGUCGGAAGAGGUGAGUAAGGAAGAGGAGAUGUUGGAGUUGAUGGGUGCGGGCGAUGCCGGCUUGGGAGGCGUGAGUUUUGGGACGACGAAUCCGAAAGAGACCAGGAAUGCCUGGUUGGCUGGUAGGUUGGUGCCGGUACAUUGCAAGGUGGAAGAUGUGACACCGGAGCACUUGCAGGGUCAUAGUCAAGUGGAUACGAUUGUCUCGGAAUGUUUGGGUGUGUUAUUGGUGCACGAACGCAUGUGCGAGAGCUUUCUGGAUGCUCGCGACAGAUACCUUGCUCCUGGCGGAUCCGUGUUCCCUUCUGCUGGCACUAUCUGCUUAGCGCCGUUCGAGGACAAGCAACUGUGGAACGACACGGCCAACAAAGCCAAAUGGUGGCUCAACACCAACUUUUACGGUGUUGAUGUCUCCCCCUUUGCAGCAUUGGCGUUUGAGGAGAAUUUCUCGAGCCCCGUCGUCGGCGUUUUUCCUGCCCAGUGUUUGCUCAGCGUCUCGAGUGACUACGUGAUCGAUUUCGCCACAAUCAGCAAGCACGAGUUGCAGGAAUUUACCGUGCCUGUCGAAUGGUCUUUCACCAACGCCGCAAUCGUUCAUGGCUUGGGUGGAUGGUUCGAUUUGCAUUUCAAUUCCCAAUCGGCUACGCCACCCAACGACUCGGAUACCCUUAUGGGCGAUGCGAACUCCAACACAAUGUCGCUCGCCGCUGCCCUCAAUACGAUCAAAUCUGCAUCUGCGUCUGCGUCAGCUUCAGCAACCGGAUCCAACCCAUCCUCGAUGGACGCAGUGCUAACCGCGCUCCCCACCAUCGACCCCACCACGAUUUCUGCCAAUACCAACUUCAUGACCACUUCCCCGUACGCCGAACCCACGCAUUGGCAACAAGUGCGUUUCCUCCUCCCCGAACCGCUCGCCGUCAACCGCGGUCAGAAAAUUUGUGGAAGUGUUCACUGCAAAGUCAACGACCAACGCUCGUACACCAUGACCGCUCUGUUGAGGAUCCAAAACUCGGAUGGAACCGCGGUCGAUAGUCGUGCCACCACAAGAAAGGCAGUUUGGAGGUUGGACAGGCAGACGUACUCUUGGUCAUAA